AUGUCCUGUACCGAGCCUGUCGACCCUCCCAAACAUACCGGACUCGACUUGACUCGACGCUGUGGAUCGGAAACCUGGUGUUUACUUUCUCCUGCGCACCACCUCCACCCUCAUUCCUCCGUCUACCGACGUCGAGAACAGUUGGCAUGGACCGCCCUCUAUCAUGCUCUUGAGUUUCCUCGCCAUCACGGUAUUCUUCGGUCUUUCCUUUCCCUUCGGCCGGCGUGCCAGAGGGGACUGUCGUCCAUCAUGAAGACGGUUCCUAGCCUCGUUGCCUCAAGUACAGUUGGGAUUGCUGCCAUCGGGUUGGCAUUGGGAAAGCCAGAACGUUCAAGCCCAACACGCCCCUCGUCGAAGAAAAGAAAGGUCGGGGAUGUUUCUGGCGCUCUCCUCCAUAAUAAUUCCGGCCCAGCGUCACUAAAUUCGAGGCCAGCUACGAGCAAUGCUGUCAGAGACCGUGGUGCAACACCCAUAAUCGAAUCUCCCUCAAAUCCGCCCCCAAGUCUCCGAUCACGCCCUCCCAGCACAAGAACAAGAGCGGAAUUACAACACUAUAAUCGUGGACGGAAGCUUUCGAUCUUCAAGCACGAAGAAACUCCGAGGUCUAGUAUCGGUCCGGACUCUUCGUCCCUCGCUCUCCCAUCCGACUCGGCUGGUUCCAUACUGUCCAAUCCAGCAGACUUCCCUGCCCAAUUGCCCCCGAAUAAGCUCGUCAAGAAGAAUACAUCUGGGAGGGCAACAAGUGGGCCAGUGUCGAAGAGUGGAUCACAGAUCCCCACACUCCGCAGGCCAGCUACUAGCCAUCAACGUUCCGUCACGCUGCAGCAGCAGUUUAGGAUCGACUUUUUAAGCAUGCAGGAGCCACUACAAUCUAGCCCCUCGCCUCGAGUGCACGUUGCACCACCAUCCAGUAAAAACAGUACACCUGACUCUCGGCGUCCAUGGCGCCUUUACUUUGAAUCUCGACCGACGAAAAUUUCGAAGGAACGGGCGUCUGGAAGAUCAAGCGACGCAGGGCUGCCGAAUCAACCUUCGACGUCGAGGAGGAUCAUCCCUGACGACAGCGCUAGGCCGACUCUGGUGAAACCUGGAUCAAUCAUACCUUUGACGAAGAACGCUAUGGUUUAUUACGACGAAAGCUUCGAGCUUGACGACGAUGAGGUGGACGAUGGGGAAGAGACGCCUCUACCUUCCGUCGAGGUCACUGAGGAAUCACACAAGCGGGCCCGGCGGUCCUUGUCGAUGCACUUUAGCUCACCAAGCUCAUGGAUCCCAAGAUCUGGGAGUCUAAGAGGCAACAAGAGGAGUGCUGCUGGCAGAAGUGGAGGCAAGCGCUAUUCAUCCGCACCGCUUCCUACCCUGCCUGGUCGAAACAUUUCCACGGCACACGGUAUCACAGCUAGCGGGCACCGUCCUAUCCUGGACCAGAGCGUUUUUCAAAGAGAAUCGCUGUCGCUCUCGGAAGAGUCUUCCUCGAAUGAUUCUUUUGCCGGUAAUCUUCCAAGACGGAGCCGCAACAGCUCAUCGCCCUUGCCGCCUCUUUCCCGGCUUUCAAGCUUCAAUAUUGAUCUAGCUCGGCUAGGGUUGUCCUCCUCUUCUUCGUCGUCAGCCCCUUGCCGAUCUCCAAACUCUCCUGUCAUACAGACCCAGGCAACAUUAACAUCUGUGCCAUUCACAAGCCAUGCAUCGCCGGUGUCUACAUCCUUUGUCAGUUCUUCGAACUCGAAGCCGCCCCGAUUUUCGGAGCUCACAGAUCGAACCUCUACCCUCGUUGGAUCGGAUAACGAUAUGCGAGGGUUCAUCUCCGGUGACGAUGAUGACAUGGAUUUCCAGAGCGAGACCGUCUUUGAUUCUCUGAGGUCUGGAGCCACUGGUAGUAUAUGUUCCCACAAAGCACCACUGGAUUCCAUGUUCGACGAGUCUCCACCAAGCGUGAACGGCAACGUCAAAAGCAAGCGACUUUCGAUCCACGAGAUGCUAGCCAAUGGGGGGUUUCAAGAGGGCCACAGCAGAAUUGUGGAAGAAGAUGAAGGAACGUCGACUCCAGUAAGAGGAGGGAGAUCUUCUCAAGAUGAUGUCUUGGAAACACCUGUCCGGAAGGAAGUUGUGGAUUCGGAAGGCAUAAAUUUCCCAUCAUCUCCGCCAAGCUUCUGCCUCGCUACAAAGGAUUUUGGGCGUAUGUCCUUGGAUGAUGAGGACGAGGAUGAGGACUGGACCAGAGAUGACGAGAACUUGGAUGUCAGCAAUCAGCUAUCCCCUCCAUCGAGCUCAUUGAACUCCAAGAAGGCCAGUCCCAGUUUCCGAGCUGCACUAGCAGACGUGGCGCACACUGGAAUUACGUAUGGAAACAACGAGCUUUUAGAGGAACGACCUAGGAGCACGCUCUUCGAUUGGUCCGAGCAACCCUCUACGGAUAAGGUAGACUUAAAGGGAAACUCUUCACGGCCCAAAACUGCGCAUGGCAAGCAAAUGGCCGAUGGUAGAGGUGGGCGCGUUGUUGGACGGAGGGGCUCAAGUGCGCUUCACAUCCGAAGUCAAAGUGUGCCAGUGGUUCCCGAUGUAGCCGGCCAGCGCGAACACUCGAAACUGAUCCCGAAAUUUGGAACAUGGGGCCUUGGCGGAAAGGGUGUCAGCGAGGAUUGGGACGGCGAUUUUGAGUUUGAUGAGAGUUAUGAGCUUGAAGAUGCCAAGGAUGGGGAUAUAAAGAUGGAGAACAGUGGCAUGCUGGUCCCGCCAGCGAUUCAAGCCAGCCAAGCGAGCGUGGUAGGGCACGUAGGACAGAUUCGAGAAGUGUGUUUACUGGUUGAAGACCUGAAAAGGUUACGGUUGCUGGCGAAGGAAAAGGAUUUACUGAACGGGCCAUCAUCAACGCUCUGGAAAGAGGCGGAAGGGAUUAUCGCUCUGGCAGUUCCAGAUGAAGAGGACCAAGAUCUACCACCACCUCAUUCUCCCGUCCCCGACGCUUUUGACCAGGAAAUAUCGGAAGACGACGACUAUUAUGAGAGCGGGCUCGACGCGGAAGACUUGUCAACCUCUGGUACUCCGUUCGAUGUCUUGAAUCGACACGGUCGGCCGACUGGAUUCAUUUAUGAUGGUAACACUGUCCGGCGACGCUCCGUGUUUUCCCCGGAAGAUGAUAUUUUUGGAGCUGGCCUUGUGGAUAGUCCUGUCAGAGACCAUUUACGACCGCCAUCGACAUCGCCUCGCCAUUCAAGCAUGAAGACCUCUUCUGACAUCGCUCGAUCUGUGAUGGAGACCAUGCACCAGCACCGUUCAACAUCAGACCCCCUAAUCCAGGGCUUAGCAAGCCAUUCGCCAAAUAAGAUGCCAUUCGAUACUACAAGCCUCCGUGAUCUCGUCCACCGUGCGAAUGUGCUCAGUCGUACCCUGGCUGACCUGAUUCGCAAAGCCGAUGGCAACGCUCAAACUCCCGAGGUCACUCCGCACCGAGAUUCAAGUCCGGCGUUUACUAGGGUUUUCACGGAUCCGAGCGUGAGCCCGCCGAAGCAUCUUCUUCGAAGUCAGAGCAACAACUCGAUUAUCGUUAGCGGGUCCUUGGACAGCUCCCCAACCCGCAGUCUUGGCAACCGGAUGCAUAUGUUGACCGUAGUGUGA
This is a messenger RNA of Drepanopeziza brunnea f. sp. 'multigermtubi' MB_m1, 3615 nucleotides long. The record is from RefSeq and is a predicted model, not a curated record. Lineage: Eukaryota; Fungi; Ascomycota; Leotiomycetes; Helotiales; Drepanopezizaceae.